Triplophysa dalaica is the source of this 9287-nucleotide messenger RNA. RefSeq names its product receptor-interacting serine/threonine-protein kinase 2. The record is from RefSeq and is a predicted model, not a curated record. Gene Ontology annotation, molecular function: JUN kinase kinase kinase activity; ATP binding. The transcript has 11 exons. Bases 6879 to 8291 code for a protein of 470 amino acids. Lineage: Eukaryota; Metazoa; Chordata; Actinopteri; Cypriniformes; Nemacheilidae. Gene Ontology annotation, biological process: protein phosphorylation; regulation of apoptotic process.
CAAUCACAGGUAAUUGAUCAUAAUUAUAUUGUCAAUGAGUGUCCAAUACACUUCUUAUGUCUGUUAUGAGUAUUCUCUGCCAAAUAAUUGUCCGAUUCGACCAAAUAGUCCAUUUAAGGGGAUAUUUCAUGAAAAUCUGACUUUUUCAAUGUUUAAGUGCUAUAAUCGGGUCUCUGGUGCAUCUACUAACUCAGAAAACGUCAAAAAUAACAACCCAGUAACUUUGUUUAUGUGAACCAGAAGGCAGUGUGUAUGGUCUGUAAACACGCAUUGGGUGUGUCAUGAGUACUUACACUUAUAGAAAGCUGUAUGUUUGGUUUAUAACUACACAACUGGUUUGUCAUCCUUUCGCAUAUGGAUUACGUGACGCGUUUGUGGGAGUCUGUUCACUUAUAGACAUACCUGUCAACACUCUUGUUUAGGGAUGGGUACCGAAACUCGGUACUUUAUCGGUCUCGGGGCUAAAUUAUAAAAGACCGAAGUAUCGAUAAGCUCUGACGUUAACGGUUCUGCUGUCGGUACUGGAGAAAUUAAAAAAAACAUUUCCUAUUUAUUAUUGAUAAAUAAACGUUAACUAGCAUAUUUUAACUGACCAACCAUUUCUAAUUUGCGAUAAUAUUAAAGACAUUUACCUGCAUUUUCGUUAUUCGCAAUCUCGCACGCGAAAUGUCCGUCUGUCCCACACUACACAGAGCUCGCUCGCGUUUAAUAGUGAUGAUCGCGGAGAGAAUCAAACGGUUUAAAGUAUGGUUACAUUUCACUCGAGUGGAUGCAGAUGCUCGUUUCAACAAGUGCGACAAGAUUUUUGCUUGUAAGAGCGGAAACACAAGCAAUCUGGCAAUACAUCUUUCAAAAGUGAUUAAUGUGCAGACAGAGAAAUGCAAAGUUUUCGACUGCCUAGCUACUAUUUCAUCAUCCACGUCCUCAUGUACAUGUAUACUUGCCUAACAGUCUUCCUAAAUUCCCCGACAUAAACAUUGCAUAAGGUUUCUUUAAAUUAGUAUGAAAUCGUUUAAUAAACACACAUCACAUUAAAAAAUAGCCUACAUAUAAUUUUUACAGAGUAUUUUUUUCUGCGGUAGCCUAAUUAAAUCUUAAACAUUAAAAAUGCUUUCACAGUACUGCAUUUAAAAUGGAUGAAUAAUAAUAAAUUAUGCUUAAGAAAUAUAAAGCAGAGCUUACCUAAAAAUUAAUUUGUGUUGAUGAAAUAUAUUAACUUUUUUUGUGUGUACAUUGCAAGAGGUUCCAAACCUGUAUAACUUUUAAGCCUAAACAGAGUUACUACAUUAUGUGAAUGUAAAGCUCCAGUUACAGUGAACCAAUCCAUUCCAGCAUCUGGUCCAAUUAUGGUUAUUAUUAAACAACAACCAAAAACACAAACAAACGUAGGCCCACAUCCACUUUAUUUGAAUCCUCUAUGAAUAAUAGGCGGGUAUCAGUCAUCUUUUACCUGCAUUAAGAUAUGUUGGGUCAGUAAAGAAUGUUUUAAAUAGUGAAAACAACACCAGCUUUAGUUUUGUCUUUUAUAAAAAAACACAACAAAAAGUACCGAUAAGAGUACCGUUAAAGUACCGGAUCGAUAAGUGGUAUCGAUAAAAGAAGUAAUACCGUUAAAACCUUAACGAUACCCAUCCCUACUCUUGUUAGAAUCUCCCAUUUUCCACACCUAUCUUCCGCCAACCUUCCGUUUUGUUAUUUCACUCGUGAAACACCGGGACGCGAAAGCGGGUCACAAACCAGAAAGUGUUUGUGACCGGAACACCUUCACGAAUGUGUCCCUUCUUUCGUGGGUACAUUCACUUAUAGAAAGCAGUGUUAUGGUUUGUAAAUACGCGACCGGCUUGUCAUGUGUAAUUUUGCAUAUAGAAAACAUGGCGCCUUUGUUAGGAGUCAGUUCGCUUAUAGAAAAAAUCGUGUUUGAUGUUUAAAGACGAAACACAGCGUUUCUCAUUCGCUUUAUGUGACUCUUCUUUUGUCGAUGGAAGCACAGGCUUCAGCCCUGGCUGAGUUUUCUGCUGAAAAGGGGGUGGAGACUAGCAGCUCAUUUGCACUUAAAGGUUCUGUGUGUAAGUUUCAGAGCCCACUAUUUGCGAUGUAGGAAAUUGCAACCUACAGCUCCUCUAACCCCCUCUCCCUCCCAUUAGAGAAGCUACGGUUGCCAUCACAGGACAAAAGGGUUCCGUAAAUGAUAGCCGCCAUUAUCAGUGGUGUUGAUAAUUGCAAUCUACGUCUCACAGGCGAACAACAGACUGAAGUUACGGACACAGGACAGAGACAGUGUUGCCAGAUUGGGCGGGUUCCCGCCCAAUUGGGCUCCUUUUGGUCACGUCCGACCGGAAAAAAAUGCAUUGGGCGGGUCUUUAAAAUUUGGGCUGGUUUUUGAUGCAACAGGCGGGUUUUUAUUUUUGACUAUAAACAGUAUUCUUUAUUAUUUUUUAAUGAAAACUAACUAUAAAAUAAAUUAUAUAAUGUAGGAUGAUGUUUAAAUUAGGUAUGGUUCAGGUUAGCCAAUAAGGUUCAGGGGAAUCCUGUCCAAUCAGAUGUACAAUUCUGAUGUUUGAUCGUUUCUGAAACGUAAUAGCUGAUAUAGUGUCUAGUGACGAUUCAGUGUAUCAUUCAGUCAUUAUUUUAUUUAAAAUUAAAAGAAGGAAAAAACGAGAAUUCAUGUUGAUUCACCCAGUGGUCUAUAAGUUAAAUAAUAAUAAUAAUUUUAAUAAUGAUAAUAUAAAAAAAAAAAUUAGUUGGUAAUUAAGCACAAAUUUGUAAGUAGCCUACUAAUACAAAAAGAAAAGUAUAAUGAAAUGAUUUGAGAAUUGGCCUAUUAGAAAAGAACUGUAGUUCUGACAAUAGUAGCACAAGAACAAUACAAAAAUUUGUCCCCUUCUGAGAUUUCCGAUGUAGACCUUGUGUUUUAUUAAAAUUAUCACUUAUAUUAAAAAAAAAGAAAAAAAGAUGCACUGGAUAUACUUGGGGCGAGCCUGGUGCUCUCCGAUGUGCGAUUUGUUAGUCUGGUUGUUUAAUAAGAAAAAAAAUGGUGUGUUUUAUUCUAUAACAGUUUUAAUAACAGUAUGUAUUUUGGGCUGGUAUUUUUUUAAAUGGGCGGGUUUUAAGCUGUAGUUGGGCUGGAAAACUUUAGUCCAAUCUGGCAACACUUGACAGAGAUGUCGUCGUUUGAGACAGCAAAGGGUUACCUUUGCAAGUCAAGUGACAAGGUUUAUUUACAAAGAAAAAUAAAUAAAUUAAAUUUACUUAAUUCAUCAUUUACUGUAAUCGUUAUAGUGAAUAUUAUUGUUACUUGUUAACAUUGUGUCAGUGACUUAGUCGCUUAUUUUGCAUAGCAUUUUGGGGUAAUUUGGUUCGUAAUUUACAGCCUAUUGAAACGGCUUGCUAAUGCUAAAGCCGUGUAAUCUAACCGCGAAAGUCUUAGCAGACAUUUUUCUCAUCAUCACAGAGUCAAUCAGAUGACUUAACACAGGUAGUAAGAGGGAGAGGAUGAGGGCAGAGAGUUAGGGGUGUUGGAGAUGCAGGCAGGGCGAGGUGAGGCAGAGGAGCUAACGUUACCCGGGGGGACCGCACAAGAGAGGAUGUGAAAGCUAAGCAGUAUUAUAAUAUAACUUGCACCCGAUUUAUGCAAAUUCUGAUUGUAAACAUGAUUUCUAACUUGAUUUGCACACGGCCAUGCAACAAGGAGUUAUGCUACAAUUGCGAAGCACUAAAAAUUUACAUGGAAAAACGCUACUUCUCUUGAUGAUCAUGCUCAUCUGUUAGCUAAAGCUAUCAAACAAACAGUUCACUUAUAUUGCGGAAAUUAGACAAACAUACCGGUCCAGUAGAAAGCUGGCAACUUCGGCGUCGCUUAGCAAACCCGUUUCCUGCUUCAUGACCUCCUUUUUUAAAAGAUCCACGCCGAUGUUUAUUCAGGUUUUCUGCCGUUUUUUCUCUCGACUUCGCCUUGCUGCAUCGUAUUUUCUCUUUUUUUGACGACACAGAUUGACACUCUGUCGGCUCGUGUGCAGAGUAUGUGUGGUCCGCCAUUAGCACAAAUUUCACUUCUUACUGCAACAUAUAACCGUUUCUAUUUCUAAUAAAAAACACGACAAGAAAAUGUUAUUAUUGUUCUUUCUCUACUUCUGCUAAUCCUUCUAUGUAGUGGCUUUGCGAGCUGCCUUUGCAAAACACAGCCGAAGAAGAAGAACAUAGUCCCGUGCAUCCUUCCUUUUACGAAACGCCCUCAUUUUGUCCGUGUAGUGCUACUAUAGAAACAUGGCUGUGCAAUUUGAUAAAUUACAUGUAAGGGAUGUUCCCGCUGUGUAUAUACAAAAAAUGGCUCAUUGUAAGGUAAUAUAAACAUUUCGGUUCAUUUUGUAAGGUAUUUCUUCACCACUCGCAACAUAGUUUUGUAUUAUGUAUUACAUUUUGGUAAAUAAAUCCUUCAAAAUGCUACACACUGUACCUUUAAAAUGCUACACACUGUACCUUUAAAGAGACGCGCACCAAAACUUGGUCUUAUAAACAAUUGUUAUUGAUGUGGCAAAAGUAGAUUUUGCCGUUCAAAAAAUCUCUCAGACAAAGAUGGUCCAGGUGUCAAAGAGUUAACUUUAUUUGUUCGAAUCAAACUAAGUGAGAUGUUCCCCAGAGCAUGUGAAAAUCCAGUUCCUUCCAGCCUACCGUUAAAGCAAAACUUCUGAGAGGAGUACUCCUCAAAAACCAAUCAAGUAAAUUCAAGUUAUCUCUUAUUUUCGUUAUCCAAUGCUUUUGAUCUGCCACGUUUAUUUUGUAGGCAACGAGGUACGUAUCUAAGGUACGAGGUACGUAGUGGGCAAAAUUUAAAUAUGUAUGAAAUCAUCAAAAACUGCUGGAUCAUGCCCAAUACACAGUGGAAAAGUACCCAAGGUUACGAGAGAUAUGUCAACUUACUUUCCAACUGUUCCUAUGAAUACUUCUGAAUACGUUUUAGGUAUAAAUGAAUGAAUAGAAAGAAAGCUUUGAGAAUUUUUAUAUAAAUCCUCACUCAGCACAAGGUUAUCAUGACCUGUUUGUAGAUUGUAGUGAUAAGAAGAGGACGGAACAUGCCCAAAUUUGAUCCUCAGGUAUGAUUGGGGCCAGAAGUCUUCUUGAUACUGUUCAGUUAUUUCUUGUCCACCACAAUUACAUAAUGGUCAUCAUGUCCUGUUCCCCUUGCAAAACUCAAUGAAGAUUGUUUUCAUAGUAACGAGGCUAAACAUGCCCAAAUUUUUGGUCCUCAGGUAUGACUGGGGCCAGAACAUGUCUUCUUAAUACUGUUAAGCUAUUUCUCAGGGACAUAAUAACUGUGAUGUGGUGAAGACCAGUGCCCAGUGCAUGUAAAAUAUUUCUAAAUUGGUUUUUCUCAGGUAUAUAAUAACUGUGGUGAAGACCAGUGCCCAGUGCAUGUAAAAUAUAUCUAAAUAUGUCUUGUUUGUGCCCAAAAUCACUCAGAAAUUACACAAUACUACAUGAAAAAUGUUGCAUUGGGAACAACUGCUUUCCUAGCGAAAAACAAGUGACAUGAACUAUACAAAGCAAAACUACAAAUCAAUAUAUUUCGAAUGUGUUUUAAAACAAUUAAAACAUAAGGGCCUGUCCACAGCGGGACAAUAAUCACACGCACUUAACGCUAGCAUUUUUAAAGACGUUUUUCGGGAUUCUUACCAAAACGAUUUUCACUGGUGAAGAGCUGAGUGACUCCCUGACAUUAGAUGUUGCAAAAUGAAGAACAGAAUUACCCCAGUAUGCAAGAUGGUGUGGUGUGCACACACACAUUGGUGCCUUUUGUAUUUUAGUCACGAGGCGUUAAAGGUCCACUAGAAACAUGCCCUAUUAUCGUUCCGGUGUGGACAAGCCUCAUGCAAUCAAAAGUCAUCAUGCAAUCAAACAGGUUUUGCACAGCUUUGCUGUGAUUUAUCUGUGCACACCAUUAUUCUUUUCAAAAUUCAUAUGCCGAAAUGUUAAACUCCACUCCCCCAAUCAACUCUUCACCACAUGACGUCAGCAACAAAAAUGAGGUAGGAUUAGCACCAUUCACAGUUUUCGCAGGGCAUCAGUAUUAUCUGGAGACCUCCUGUGAUUUAUAACUGUCGGUAACUUAUGGAUAUCACCCAGCACCCAAAAUAAUACCAAAACACUUCAAAACAGCCUCCAUUAUUCGCAAAAGUGAAAAAAAACCUUGAAAAAUUAUAUAUAAGCCCACCAAAUCACAGAGAUCCCGAUUCGCACGGGCUUAAGAUCACAGACAACCUCUGCAAUUAAUACAUAAGACUAGAGGUCCCCAGUUAAUACUAAUCUCGUCCGAACACUGCUCAGGACACAUCAAGUGAUCUCUAACAACGCAUAGUGAAUUUUUUUUUACUCAGGUAAGAUUAUUGCGCCAUUUUUAUCAGAUCCAAUAUUUAACUACCUUCCCCCAGAAAAGCAUGAGAUAUCGUGAGAAAAGACACUACAUGAUGUGCUUGUUUAAAUGAAGUAAGAUACGCAUAUGCAUAAUCAUUCUCAUCAGCUAGCAUCAUCAUGCAUUCACAACAAUUCAGUCUUUUUUCUAAAUACACAGCCAAUAAUCCUAAAUAAUUUAACAGAGUAACUGUUAACUAUAGCACUGCUGACUAAACCCAGCUAACAGGACACAUGUGUGUUAACUUAACGGACUGUUUGGUCGAAUCUGACAACAAAUUAUUUAAUAGACCUGGUGUAGAAUACUCAUAACAGAUACAAGAACUGUAUCUGACGCUCAGUCAGAUCAAUUACCUGUGAUUGCCCGGGUUUUGACGGUCCACCUUCAAGUGUAUGCAGUGUGUCACGUUUUGAAAGACGCCAUCACCCACUUCCACUGAUUGGCUACCUAUGGAGCUGUCUAUCUAGAACUAAUGGACCAAUGUAAAUGGAUUGACAGGUUACAGAGAGUAAGAAUAUGUUGCGAGCAUGUACUAGUCCCGCUGGGCGUGUACAGGUCUCACUCUCUAGUUGGGCUGGUGUGGGACUGGAUGACAGAAGGGUCUUUAGAUUCAACACUGCAUGAGAAAGACCUGUUCCCAGAGCUUUCAACGGCUCUUUGCCUUCGGAUCCUUUUGGAUGUUGCUGAAGGGCUAGCUCACCUCCAUGCCAUUCCCCUGCCUCAUGGAGCACUGAAAGGCACUAAUGUCCUUCUGGACCAACAGUACCAUGCCAAGUUGUGUGACUGGGGUCAAGAGAUAGACUGGCAUUUGAUUAUGAACACCUCUGGGGGCUGUCGGCCAUGCUACAGAGACCUGGCCUAUAUGUCACCUGAAGGUGGUAUUCCUUCUGUGGAGGCAGACGUUUACAGUUUUGGGAUUCUGCUGUGGGAAACUCUGAACAGAAAGCGUCCGUGUGAAGGUAUGGAUCAACUUCAGGCCCUCUUGCUUUCUGCUCAGGAGAAGUUGGAGCUUGGUGUGAGGGGUGACCGACUGGAACCAAUGACCCUUCAGAAUCAUGUACUUACCCAACUCAUCAUAAGAUGCUUGCACAAUGACCCUAAAAAACGCCCAUCAGCUCAGGAGUGUGCAGUAGUUCUACGGAAAGCUGUGGAAGUGUUUGAUCCACAGACUUUCACUGAUGCUGUCCUACAUCUGAAAACAUGCAAGGAGAAGAAGCUGAAUUCAUCCUGGGAGUUGCCUUUUGAACUACAUAACCUAGAACAGAGCGGUAACUGCACAGGUACCAAAAAUUGGACCUCCAAAGUGAUUCCAAGAAAUGAAACUCAUUCAUCACAAAACCCCAUAUCCGAAGCAAAAGUUAAGGUUUCUGCGCAGAUGACAAGAUGUUAUCCUCCGAUUAGAUGCUAUGCUCAGAAUAACUCUGUCCAGGCUGGUAGCUCCUGCAGUGAUCAUGGUUUCACGCAGACUACUGGACAUUGUGGAAGCACCCAGAGACAGAGUCACACGUCUUUAAGUUCCCAUUGUGUUUCUCCCGCAACUCUGUAUCAGAGUACACUGCUACACAAUGCUGGCAACCAGGUUACAUGUCAAAUGUCAUUGGGAAGGAGCUGUUGCCAGCUUUUGCAGGAGAGAAGGGAGGUCAUUGUUCGUUUCAUGACCGAAGGCCGACUCAACAACUUGUUAGAUGUGUUGCAGUCCAGGAAGGCUGUAACCCGUGAAACAUACGAGAUCAUCACAGCAGCCCUGACCUUAAAUGCAAAAACACGCUGUUUACUUGAUAUCUGUUCCUGCCUAGGAGAAAAUGUUGCUAUUUUGGUGGCCACAACUUUAGGUCUAGUAUCCACCAAAAACACUCACGUAGGCUACAAGUGGCAGGCCGGAUAGCUUACAGUAAUGUAGUAUAUUAUAAUGUUACCUAAGCAUUAUAAUAUGUGAAGCCUUUAUCUUGUUUGGUCUGCUUUGGAGCAGAGAUAAGGUGAGGUUGGACCCUCUGAAAAGUUACGCUGCCAUGCAGUUUCAAUCUAUUAAAAUCUCAUCAAUUUAACAGUCAUGAAAGGUACUAAAGAUUUUAUUCAUUGUUUUCCAGUUCACAGACUGAAGGGAUUAAUUAUAUGCCUUUGAACUUGAUGGUCCGUUAAAGGGGCAAGCACUGUUUUGAGUACAUUCUUUUGUGGGUUUUUUUGUGUGGAAAGUAAAGAAAUAAGACCACAAUUACCCUUUAUUUUAAUUAAUGGAGGCAUACUUGGUGCAUACUUCUCACAUCACUGUUUAUAGUUAUCAUUCACACAUAUACUGUUAAUAUAGUUGUAGUUGCUUGGCCCUACUAUAGAUAAUAAAAUAGAGAACAGCUUUUUAGAAAGAUCAAAUUUUAUUUAUUUUACUUUGUGUACACUGCAUCUCUGAUACAAGGUUGCAAAUGUUUGUGAUGUUAAAAUUGUGCAUGUUGCACAACUGACUCAAUAGCUUCUGAUUGUAAAGUAUCUUGCAACAAGACCUUUUUUACUUUUAUUUAAUGGAAUAUUGGUUGCUUCUAUGUACUCAACCUAACCUGUUUCAACCAUGUUUAAAGAAAUUAAACAUUCAUGUAGACCAAAUGAAUGGUGUUUCCCUUUUUAAGAUAUAUAAUAUAUGACUUGUUCUAAGACCUACCACGACCUAACAGUGUCCCACUACAACUUCAUAAUUUGACUUAGGUUCUUAUGUAAGACCCAGUUCUUGGAACAGUUAUUAUUACAUAGGUGAGGAGGACAAUACCAUGUCACAUACCUCCUAACAUACUUAUUAUAAUUACAUAGAGGAUGUACACACUAGUUUACAGAUCAAUACACUGAUAAGGUCUUUGCUGUAAGGGCGUAAGCCUGUAAUGGGAGACAUGAAAAU